AUGCGGCGCUCAAUCAUUCGACUUGCCACUGCAACUGCUCCGUCUCGGGUACGUCUCUCAUCUGCGGCAGUGACGGAACCAAAAACAUCCAUGCAACCGAUGCAUGCGCAUGUUCGCUCUUCUCAUGCAUAUGAGGCCAGUGCUAAAGGCGCAGAAGUGGGCGCAAGAAAUGAAGCCGCUUUCAUGAAUUAUGAACUCGUCCGCAAGCUCGACCUCGGCGGGUUAUUUGCCAUUCCACAUUUUGUGAAUUUGUUGACCAUUACGCCGUUGUAUUGUGCAGCAUUGGCGGUGGGAUGUUGGACGUGGGGACUUUUCUAUUGGGAUUUGUAUUGCCGCAGCCAUUACGAAACGGUGCUUAUUGCAAGGCCUGAAGCAUUGAAGUGA
Messenger RNA from Trypanosoma brucei brucei TREU927, 384 nucleotides. RefSeq lists its product as hypothetical. Lineage: Eukaryota; Euglenozoa; Kinetoplastea; Trypanosomatida; Trypanosomatidae. The record is from RefSeq and is a predicted model, not a curated record. The transcript has a single exon. Bases 1 to 384 code for a protein of 127 amino acids.